Molecule: messenger RNA, 2194 nt
Organism: Mastomys coucha (southern multimammate mouse)
Lineage: Eukaryota; Metazoa; Chordata; Mammalia; Rodentia; Muridae
Product: cytochrome b5 type B
Exons: 5
Coding region: 189-656 (155 amino acids)
Cellular component (GO): mitochondrial outer membrane; intracellular membrane-bounded organelle
Molecular function (GO): heme binding
Source: RefSeq, a predicted model, not a curated record
GUGGUGACACCUGUCACCCGGCCACGUUUAGGCGUCGGUCCAAAAUCACGGUAUCUGAUUGGCAAGGUUGGAGGGGCUGGACGCCGCCGAUUGGUCAGUCGGACGUCGGACCAGGUUUACCCGGUUACGGAAGCCGACGAGGACGGAGAACGGGUCGGGCGUGAAGGAAGUUAGCGGCAGAAUCCCAGAUGUCGGCGGAGAGAGCCCCGGAUCCAAUGGCGUCCUCAGAGGCCAGCGGCAGCGGCGGGAAUGUCGAGGGCUCCGAGCCCCCCGUCACCUACUACCGGCUGGAGGAGGUGGCGAAGCGGAACACGGCGGAGGAGACGUGGAUGGUGAUCCACGGGCGAGUCUACGAUAUCACCCGCUUCCUCAGCGAGCAUCCUGGUGGGGAAGAGGUUCUGCUGGAACAAGCUGGUGCUGAUGCAACUGAAAGCUUUGAAGAUGUUGGCCACUCUCCUGAUGCCAGGGAGAUGCUAAAGCAGUACUACAUUGGUGAUGUCCAUCCGAGUGACCUUAAACCUAAAGGUGAUAACAAGGAUCCUUCAAAAAACAAUUCAUGCCAAAGUUCCUGGGCAUAUUGGAUUAUCCCCAUCGUGGGCGCUGUUCUUAUAGGUUUCCUGUAUCGUCACUUCUGGGCCGACAGCAAAUCCUCCUGAGGAGGCCAUGUUGAAAUGCGGAGCAUGCUCCUGGGAUGAGAGGUGGAGACUUGUUUGGAGGCUGCAGGGUGCUCCCUCCUUGGAUCCUGCCAGUUGUUUUCUUUCCCCUUGGAGCCAAGAUGGUUGACCAGAUAUCUAUCCUUCUUCAAGACCAGAAUCUUUCAUCAGCCAGAUCUUGAUGCCCAAAGCACCUGCUCUUGCUGUGUCCUUGCCAGAGUUCCUUCUCACUGGUUCCCACUCCUUCCCUUCAUUUCAAGAGUUGAUGCCAAUGACUUAGAGUUCCUAUGUUAGUGACAUGGCUUUUGGGGACAGUACAUGGUUUCUGAUAUUUUGAAUUCACAGUAGACAGUUAAGGAAACAACAGUCUAGUUAUGAAUCUUUUCCCCAUUUUUCUUUUAAGUAAAUUUUUUUUUUUUAAAUUUCUGAUUUAAUUUUGUCAUUCAUCAUAAGGGAUUUAUGAAGUUGUGUAUCUCUUAUUUCAAGCACACCUGCCAAAUGAUCUUAUUUAUGAUUGUUAGAAAUAAGGGGCCAGCAAGAUGGCUCAUUGGAUAAAAGCUGUUGCCGCAAAGCGUAUGACCUAGGUUUGAGUCCCUGAACCCACAGGGUAGGAGGAGAGAACCAAUUCCCAAAAGUUGUCCUCUGACUUCCACAUGUGUGCUGUGGUCUUUGUACACACACACACACACACACACACACACACACACACACACACCAGAUAUAAUUUUUAAAACUAGAAGAACAGCAACAGUGGCUGUCUCCCCUGCCACAUAGUGUAGCUGGUGGCUCCUCCUUUCCCUAAGUCCAACCUCUCUUUUCCCAAAAGUACUUCACAAAACUGUGCAUCCCUUUGAUUUCUUAGGGAUAUAAGAGCUGAAGAAGGGCCAUCUUCAGAAUAAUCUCUUUUACAAAGAGAACCAAACACUACUUAUAGGAGAACAGUUUAAAAAGUGACCAACAUGCGCUCUCUGGUCUGACACCGGUUUCUAACUAUUUUCCGCCCUGGCUGUCUUUACUGGUAGAAGAUGAAUGUGUGGUUAUCCAUGGAACCUCUUUACAGGUCUGUGGGGCUUUCUGCUUUUUUGUUUACUGAUUAGCAAAUUUCUGAUUCCCUGUCUUAAAGUAAGAGACUUAGGCUUGAUCUUAUGUUUAUCUCAGUAAAAUAACUUAAAUGUAAAUGUCAUUGUCCGGCAUGCCAUUUCAGAUUGGCAGACCGUGCCAAGAGACUUCUGUUUUCAUCUAUUUGCCUCCAUGGCUCCAACUUGGUGACUUUGUCCUACUUUUAUUGAGAAUAAUGAUGAGUCUGGAAGGUUUUUUUCCUCCUUGGAUAUGAAUUUCACUGGAAAGAAGGCAAUCAUUUAAAAUUCCUUUUCUCAUUGGUCCGGGCAUUUUUCUGGCACCUCUGACUAUAUUCUCUCUCCCUGUGGCAGUGCCUGACAGUACUCAGCUGUUUCUUAGUUUCUAUGAUCUUUCUUCACAUCUUUGUUCAUUACCAGUCAGCUUCUGGGCUGGUGUCACAUCCAGCAGGAAACCAUGGAAUU